AUGAGUUCCAGCAAAUUACUCAAAUAUGGUUCCGACGACCUCCAGACAAUCCGCGUAUAUAGACAUGAUUCUGGCAAUCAUCUAUCCAUAAUCUUUAUCCAUGGGGGUGCCUGGCGCGAUCCCCGCAACACAUUUAAUGACUUUGAAGAACUUGUAGGAAAACUUCCAUCCACUAUAAAUACGUUUGGAAUCAACUAUAGAUUGUCACCGGCAGUCAAACAUCCAGCGCAUCUUGAAGAUGUUGUAUCAGCCAUUGAAUAUUUAGCGAAAAACUACAAAGUUGAGAAUGUGGGGUUGGUUGGUCACUCUGUGGGUGCCACGUUAGCGCUACAAAUACUCAACUAUAAGACUAUUUUACCGGGAUUGGAGCGUCCUUUGGGAAUAAAAAUGAAGUUUUUGGUGUUUCUAGAUGGCAUUUAUGAUGUCCCCAAACUCGUGGAAGAGUAUCCUACCUAUAGUUCUUUUGUAAAUGAAGCGUUCAAAACCAAACAGGACUACAUGCGAGCCACGCCAGUUUCUUCUGAGAUGCCGCAGUUUGAUAUACUGGUUGAAAAAUGUGUGAUUCUUUUGGUGCAAUCCACUGAAGACGAACUUCUUUCUGUGCAGCAAACGGAAUUGAUGGCUGAUUUUUUGCAAGCGAAAUCAAUUCCCUUUGAGAAGCACCUUGGCGCUUUUGGGGCCCAUGAACAGGUGUACAGGCACCAUAAAGUGGCCAAGUUGAUCACCGAUGCCAUUGGCGCCAAUCUAGACGGUUUGGUGCGCGCACGCCCACAAAAUUGA
Messenger RNA from Meyerozyma guilliermondii ATCC 6260, 780 nucleotides. RefSeq names its product arylformamidase. Lineage: Eukaryota; Fungi; Ascomycota; Pichiomycetes; Serinales; Debaryomycetaceae. The record is from RefSeq and is a predicted model, not a curated record. Gene Ontology annotation, molecular function: arylformamidase activity. The coding region runs from base 1 to 780 and encodes 259 amino acids. The transcript has a single exon.